GAUUUACGUUUUACUACACGAGGAAUAUUUCCGGUGUUGUAAUUGACAUUGACAUAUAAGAAGAAAGCAGCUCACCGCAAGCACAUUUUAAGUGGUGAAAUGCACAGUCUACCGGGUAGUACUCUGUACAAGGGCAGUACCACGGGUCGCUUGGAACCUUGUCAAAAAGUUCAACAGGGUUCAGAAGAACUGUCCGCCAGGAAAGAGGAUAUAGCGAGAAAGGAAAACCAACAAAAACGUCACUACUUCUAUCAGAACGAGCUCCAAAACAUGGCGAGAGAAUUACCUGGUAAAUAUCAACAGAGGAUGUCGUAUGAUCUUCUGUCUGGCUUGGCUAAUUCCUUACUGGAUGGGACUGUCUUUGAAAUCGUCCGCAGUCUACAGGAAGUUCAGCAGCUGGAGGAAAGACAUCUGCACACACAAAGAGUCAAACUCAUCAAUGACCAUAAAGCACAAAGACACGAACUACAGAAGAGACACAAGGAGUUACUACAGAGCUGUCAAACAAAACCCCACAAUUUACCAAUAGUGGAGGUGCAGAUCGAGAGAGAGAAAGAGACAAUGGAGAGGAGAUGUGAGGAGGAAGUAAAGAAAAAAGACAUGAAAAUCAUCAUGGAGCUGGACCAGAAAACCAUGGACCAGCAGGUCAUGUUAGAGAAGGCGGGGGUCCCGGGGUUCUACGUCACCAACAAAAAUAUUGAUGUACGACUACAGAUGUACCUGCUGGAGUUCAUCAUCAGACUAGGACACAUGCAGCCUCCGUGAGGGUGGGGACAUGUUGUCAUUGUUGUAUUUAAUUUCCUGGAUUUUCUUAUUGACCUUAAAGGGCAGGGACAUGCUAAUGUUAUAUUUGAUCUGAAUUAAAUUUUGUUAUUGACCUGUAAGAGUGAGGACAUGCUGUAAGUGGUAAGUUUGAAUUCCUGGAUUCUGUUAUUGACCAGAUGAAUACAUUCUUUGUAAAAUUUGGUAUUCAAUAAUUAAUUUGACAGCUAUAUGCAUAUUUUUAAAGAAAAAUAAAACCGACUGUUUUUCUAACUGUCCAUGAAAUGACAACAAUAUACAUGUAUGACAUGUUAAUGAAAUGUACACAUUUAAUAUCUUAUUACUUGUAGAUAUAUUAAUAAUAAUGCAGAUUCAUUGAUUUAAUAUGUGAUAAUAAUUAUGACUGGAUAUUUAUGAAUUGGUGUGAAUUUAUUUGGUAUGACUGGAUUUAUUUGAAAUGAUGUCAAAUUAACCAUGUGUUUUACAAUCUAAAUGAGGGAAUAAAGAUAAAAUUCUUUUUAAAA
This is a messenger RNA of Ostrea edulis (European flat oyster), 1286 nucleotides long. RefSeq names its product protein DGCR6-like. The transcript is spliced from 4 exons. The coding region runs from base 100 to 765 and encodes 221 amino acids. NCBI's taxonomy places the organism in Eukaryota, Metazoa, Mollusca, Bivalvia, Ostreida, Ostreidae. The record is from RefSeq and is a predicted model, not a curated record.